AUGCACUUAUUCGUCUACUACAAUUCGACACAUUCCAAAGAAGACGGCACGUGGUUCUAUUAUACGCUGAUCACCUAUUUCGAAUUUGUGUGCAUUUGUAUAAGUUACCCUCUUGUCUUCUAUCUCGGAGUAUUAUUGUUCAAGUAUAGGCUGUUCCAUAAAAAUCUGCAAAAUUGCGUCAAAUUGUGUGUCAUCGAGUAUUUGGUGCAAUUGACCACGAGAACAAUGCAGAUUUUUUUGAUUUUUCAUGGCAAAGAGAAUGGCAACGCAUUUUUUUGGGCUUCCUAUGCCCGAUGCACUUGCUAUUUUUUCGUGUCAUUUUCUUUGUUCAUUAUCGCAUUCGAACGAUGUUGUGCUUCAUAUUUUCUUUCGGAUUAUGAAAAGAAGAAUCGUCAUUUUAUUUUUGUUUUUAUCCUCAUCGUAUUUCCUCCAUCAAGCGCUUAUUUGGCAUGGCUUUAUCAUAUUGUCGAGAGCACCAUUAUUUUACACGUCGCAAUGCUAGCCGUGAAUAUUUUCUGCUCAUUUACAAUUUUGCAAAUCGAAAAAUACAAUUAUGUCAGGUUGGAAGCGAGUGCGAAAUUGAGGAAGAGCAAGAAAGAAUACUCAUUAGCUGAGCGAUUUCAGAUAUCUGAAAAUAUUCGAGUUUGUGAGUUUAUGAAGACGAUCAUCAAUGUUGUAUCGGCGUUCAAUUUGAUGUCAACGAUAUCAGCAGCGCUUGAUAAUUUUGAUUUUUCCAUCACCUUUCUGAAUAUUGCCACAACUUUCUUCAAUAUUUGUGUUUUAACGUACGGAAGCCUAGUAUUUUUCCUAUUUUACUAUUUGUCACCGCCGUUUCGAAUGGAAAUUAAAAGAAUGCUGACUUGGAUGCGAGUGACGCAUCCGGUCAAUCCAAUCGUCGACAAAGAGAAGCCGAUGCAGAUGGCCGCGCAGGAAACCGACGCCUAUUUUGACCAGCUCAACAAGCAAUGGCUCUAG
This is a messenger RNA of Caenorhabditis bovis, 975 nucleotides long. The record is from the annotation of a GenBank genome assembly. NCBI's taxonomy places the organism in Eukaryota, Metazoa, Nematoda, Chromadorea, Rhabditida, Rhabditidae.